AUGUCCCUCUCCCGCAGUCCCUCGCCUGCUCCAGGCGGUGGCUGGUCUAGCCCGGGACUCAACAUGAACAGUGGCCGCUCCAGUCCGGCCAGCAGCCACAGUGUGCGUCCCGUCGCUUGGGAGUCGUCCAAAUUGCGAAACGGCCAUCCUUCCUUUUCCACGCAGAACCAAGGCUUCUUCAGUCGCCACAUGCGUCGCAUAUCGAACAGCCUACCGCAAUUCACCCACAACGAGACGGAAAAGAUUGCCCCAUCCAAUUCGUACCUCGACAAAGUACCUCUUGUGGGCAGGAUAAAGCUCAUCUUUGGUCGCAUGGGCCGCAAACUGAAGUUUCGUCUGCUCAUUGCAUUCUUCAUACUCUUUUGCGUCUACGUCUUUUACCACUCUCCCCUUGUCUACUGGUACCGCAGAGCCGCCUGGGGCGGCGGUGGCUCCAAGUUUGUCGUUGUCCUCGCCGCCAACAUUGGCGGUGGUGUCAUGGAGUGGAAGGGAGCGCGGGAAUGGGCCAUUGAGCGAGACAGCAUACGAAACAAGCGUAACUACGUCGCCCGCUGGGGCUAUGAUCUCGAGAUUGUGGAUAUGAGCACUAAGAAGCGAUAUGCACACGAAUGGAGAGAAAGCUGGGAAAAGGUCGACUUUUUGCGCAACGCCAUGCGUAAAUAUCCCGAUGCUGAAUGGUUCUGGUGGCUCGAUCUCAACACCAUUGUCAUGGAGCCCUCGUACUCGCUGCAAGACCACAUUUUCAACAGCCUCGGCACCCACACGUACCGCGAUAUCAACGAUUACAACCCCCUCAACAUUACGCACCCCUUUGUCGACCCGUAUCUCGACGAAGAAUCCCGCAGUCCCGUUGGUGACGGAAACCCCAACUCUGUCAACCUGUUGCUCUCACAAGACUGCUCCGGCUUCAACUUGGGCUCCUUUUUCGUUCGUCGCAGCGCCUGGACUGAGCGUCUGUUGGACCUUUGGUGGGAUCCCGUGGCCUAUGAACAGAAGCACAUGGCUUGGGAGCACAAGGAACAGGACGCCCUCGAGUCCAUGUAUGAAAGCCAUCCUUGGGUCCGCCAGCAUACUGGCUUCCUGCCGCAACGCAUGAUUAACAGCUUCCCCCCGGCCGCGUGUGGCGACGGCACCGGUGCAAACCUCACGCGCUUCCACUACCACGAGUCGGACCGUGACUUCAUGGUCAACAUGGCUGGCUGCGAAUGGGGACGUGACUGCUGGGGCGAAAUGUACCACUACCGACAGUUCAGCUACUGGCUCAACCGCAACCCGUGGGAGCUCUUCAAGGAGGACUUUGUCGCUGUCAUCUGGUACCACCUGACUGGCCAGCACGUUCGCCUGUAG
Cordyceps militaris CM01 is the source of this 1347-nucleotide messenger RNA. RefSeq names its product galactosyltransferase. Bases 1 to 1347 code for a protein of 448 amino acids. Gene Ontology annotation, biological process: protein N-linked glycosylation. Lineage: Eukaryota; Fungi; Ascomycota; Sordariomycetes; Hypocreales; Cordycipitaceae. Gene Ontology annotation, molecular function: glycosyltransferase activity. The transcript is spliced from 3 exons. Gene Ontology annotation, cellular component: Golgi membrane. The record is from RefSeq and is a predicted model, not a curated record.